Brienomyrus brachyistius is the source of this 1832-nucleotide messenger RNA. RefSeq names its product protein S100-A16-like. The record is from RefSeq and is a predicted model, not a curated record. The transcript has 3 exons. Gene Ontology annotation, molecular function: calcium ion binding. The coding region runs from base 167 to 469 and encodes 100 amino acids. Gene Ontology annotation, cellular component: perinuclear region of cytoplasm. NCBI's taxonomy places the organism in Eukaryota, Metazoa, Chordata, Actinopteri, Osteoglossiformes, Mormyridae.
GGGGAAUAACGAAAUCGCGGAAGAAAUUCCUAAGGGCGUCUAGGCUGGCAAGUUGCUCCAUUCCAGGGAGGGAAACUGGAGAGAAGGGAAGGCAGAAAGCAGCUCUAAAAAUAUUUUAGAUUGCAUCGUUUUUCCGAUCUUUGUCGGUCAUAUUUAUAGGAGAGAGAUGGAAUCGGCCAUUAAGACGUUGGUGAGCGUCUACAUAAAAUCAGCCAAGGGCAAGGACAGCCUGGGAGAGAAGGACUUCCAGAACCUUGUGAAGAACAAGCUGAGCAACAUCAUGACGGACACGGACAGCAAGGACGCCAUUAAGGAGAUGCGCCAAGGGCUGGAUAGCGAUGCAGACGGCAAGGUCGGUUUCCAGGAAUACCUGACCCUGGUGGGCUACCUUGCUAACACUCUGAGCGAGCAACGCACCGCCACCAAGGAGACACCAGCGGCAGAAGGAGAGCAAGAAGAAGCAUCAUAGAUUCCCUCAACUGGCUUUAUCCAUGCACAGCAUACCACCCUGUUAGUACACAUCAUGUGACUGCACCUCACACUAUACAUACCAUGUGACCGAACCUUCACAUCAUACACACCAUGUGACCGAACCUUCACAUCAUACACACCAUGUGACCGCACCUUCACAUCAUACACACCAUUGCACCCACACAGCAGUGUACACCAUGUGACCGCACCCUCACAGCAGCGUACACCAUGUGACCGCACCCUCACAGCAGCAUACGCCAUGUGACCGCACCCUCACAGCAGCAUACGCCAUGUGACCGCACCCUCACAGCAGCAUACACCAUGUGACCGCACCCUCACAGCAGCAUACGCCAUGUGACCGCACCCUCACAGCAGCGUACACCAUGUGACCGCACCCUCACAGCAGCAUACACCAUGUGACAUCGCCAGGUCAUAAGCACACACCACUACUGUCCUGAAUUACCAUCAUACAAGUGCACCCAUAAAACAUUAUAUGCCAUCAUAUAUUCACUGACACACAACAAAUAGCAAUCCUGUCUAACAUAAUACAAACCACUUAGCAAACAUACACUACAGCAUUGUGCAUAAUAUUAAUAUAUGUUUAAUCCAUCUCUUUGCUUUGACUUAAACUUGCAUGCUUGUACGUUCUUAAAAUCUCAAACGCACUGGUAUUUAAUACUUGUACGGAUGUUGCAGCAUGCUGACAGCACUAGUAUUUAAUACUUGUAUGGAUACUGCAUCAUGCUGACAGCACUAGUAUUUAAUACUUGUAUGGAUACUGCAUCAUGCUGACAGUACUAUUAUUUAAUACCUGUAUGGAUACUGCAGCAUCCUGGCAGCACUAUUAUUUAAUACUCGUGUGGCUGCAUCCACAUGCUGACAGCAUUAGUGUUCGGUACCUGUGCACACAUUUACACGACAGUCUACUCUUUGCACACUUUUUAAACGCCUUUCAAUUAGCAACAGAUAAAGACUUGGAAUAUCAGGUGUAUGACAUCCCAUCCAUGUAAGGAACGGGGGUGAAUUAUUUAAAGGCGAGAUGGAAUGAACACCAGAAAGCCAGUGCCCUGGACACCUGGAGGCCUGGCGUGGGUGGCGGGGGUGUGUGUGACCAGCCCCACCGCGCUGGCUGGUAUGCCCACCUUACACCUCGAUGCCCCCACUAGUACUUCAUCACAAUACUGUGUAUGUAGAGGUAGCAUUAGGCAGUGUAAAUCCCGGAAACACGGUGGGCUCCUCCCACGUAUGUGAAAAGCUCCACACAUAGACUGCUUCCUGUAAAAAUGGAUACAUGUAAAAUAAUGACGUUUUAAGUUGUGUUCCUAUAAAGCAUCUACCAGGGAAAUAAAUAAUUGAAAUAA